Malus domestica (apple) is the source of this 2432-nucleotide messenger RNA. Its product is annotated as protein DA1-related 1-like. The record is from RefSeq and is a predicted model, not a curated record. Lineage: Eukaryota; Viridiplantae; Streptophyta; Magnoliopsida; Rosales; Rosaceae. Gene Ontology annotation, molecular function: ubiquitin binding.
CUGGAGCCACCUCGCUUUCAGUUGUAACCAAAUGGGAAGAUUAAACAUCACCCUCUUGACUCUUUGUCAACCAGAAAAAGAUUUAAUGGGGUUUUUGACAUAUAGUGGAGUGUGGUGGAGAAUUGGUAGAGGACCCACAUGGGAUUAGAAACAAUUGCAAGAAAAGCACAAACCUUUGAGAUUCAUUGCAAUUCAUCUAUCUUCAAGUUUCUGUCUUUUUGUGGUGGGCUUUAAGAAGAAAAGGUGGAUUCUAGUACCCUGAUGAUGAUCAGAGCCCUCCAAAAAGCUUCACCUGUUUGCAAUUUUCUAUUAAUAUUUUAUAACCCUUUUGGAAUUUGGUCCUGAAUUUUGCGUAGUAUUGAAGCAGUACCCACCCUUUAUCUUUACUAAAUUGGUUGUGACUAUGUUCAAAGAAAGGUUGAGGGAUUUGCAGGACUGAAAAGCUGUGGUUGGUAUGAUGGGGAUUUGGGAACUUUAUCUCAUCUGGGAUUCAUCAGAUUCUACUGUUUUUGCAGAAUCUUAAUUUGUUUCAGGUACGGUUUGCCAGCCUAGUGGCGGAUAAUAUUUCUAGUUAUGGGUUGGCUAACUAAGAUUCUUAAAGGUUCUAGCCAUAAGGGGCAUUCUCAUAAGAAAUUUAGAGAGGAUAGAACAUGGGACGAGCCUCGUAAUUCAGUGGAAGAAGACAUAGAUGUUGCUAUUGCACUGUCCCUUUCAGAACUAGAUCAAAAAGGAAAAAAUGUAAUCGAAGAUGAAUCGCAAUCAGAGGAUGACGAACAACCGGCUAAAGUUGAAUCACACGAUGAUGAACAAUCAUCUGAAGUUGAAUCAGACGAUGAUGAACGAUCUGCCGAAGUUGAAUCAGAUGAUGAUGCUCGAUCUGCCAAAGUUCAGUCGGACGAUGAUGAAAAUCCUGCAAAAUUUCACUACGAGGAAGAUGAACAAAGUGCUAAAGUUCAAUUGGAGGAAGAUGAACAACUUGCAAAGGCUAUUCAAGAAAGUUUGAACAUGGGUUCUCCUCCUCGACAUGAUAAUGGCAACAUAUCUCAACCUUUUUCAUUCUUCACGCCAGCUGGGUACAGGACAUGUGCUGGCUGCAAGUUGGGAAUUGGCCAUGGACGAUAUUUGAGUUGCAUGGGUGCUGUUUGGCAUCCAGAAUGCUUCCGUUGCCGUGCUUGCAAUCUUCCAAUUACUGAUUAUGAGUAUUCUAUGUCUGGGAAUCACCCUUACCACAAAUCCUGCUAUAAGGAGCAGCAUCACCCAAAAUGCGAUGUUUGCAAGAGUUUCAUCCCAACAAAUUCAGCCGGGCUUAUUGAGUAUAGAGCACAUCCUUUCUGGCUACAAAAAUACUGUCCUGCUCAUGAGCGUGAUAGGACCCCUCGGUGUUGUAGCUGUGAAAGAAUGGAGCCCCGAGACACAAGAUAUUUGUUACUUGACGAUGGUCGGAAGCUGUGUCUGGAGUGUCUAGACUCAGCAAUUAUGGACACUCACGAAUGUCAACCCCUUUACCUUGAAAUACAAGAUUUUUAUGAAGGUUUAAACAUGAAAGUGAAGCAGCAAGUUCCAAUGCUCUUGGUCGAGAGACAAGCUCUAAAUGAGGCCAUGGAGGGAGAAAAGAAUGGUCAUCAUCACAUGCCGGAGACUAGAGGACUCUGCUUGUCAGAAGAACAGACCGUUACUACUAUUCUGAGGAGGCCAAAGAUUGGAGAUGGCUACCGGAUGAUAGACAUGGUAACUGAGCCUCAUAGGUUGAUUCGUCGCUGUGAAGUAACAGCAAUUCUUGUGUUGUAUGGCCUUCCUAGGUUGUUGACAGGGUCAAUUCUGGCUCAUGAGAUGAUGCACGCAUGGCUAAGGCUUAACGGCUAUCCAAACCUGAGCCCAGAGGUCGAAGAAGGUAUCUGCCAAGUGCUAGCACAUAUGUGGCUGGACGCCGAGACGUAUUCUACACCAGGUAGUGAUGUUGCCUCAUCAUCAUCCUCUUCUAGUUCGGCUUCAUCUAAGAAGGGUAAACGCUCUGACUUUGAGAAAAAACUCGGUAAAUUUUUCAAACACCAAAUUGAGUCGGAUUCAUCAACAGCUUACGGAGAAGGUUUCAGGAUAGGUAACCAAGCUGUGCUCAAGUUUGGUCUGAGGAGGACCCUCGACCAUAUUCGAUUGAUCGGAAAUUUUCCCGAGUGACUUGUAGCGUUGAUAUAAAGAGUUGUUACUACAUAAAUCCAUACGUCGGCCGUGCCCAUGUUGAUUUUAUAGGAUAUACAUCAUAAGAUAUACUGACAUAGAGAUCAGCAAAGAAAAUGCUCAUUUCUGUGUGAAUUGCUGUCAUCUCCAAACAGUUGGGAAACAUAUGAAACAUAUUGUUAAAAUUAUAGGGUAAAUUACAUUUUACCCCCUCAGGUUUGGGAUCAAUUUCAAUUUCUUACAACAUCUUUAAAACA